Messenger RNA from Trichoplusia ni (cabbage looper), 1041 nucleotides. RefSeq lists its product as uncharacterized. The transcript has 5 exons. The record is from RefSeq and is a predicted model, not a curated record. The coding region runs from base 1 to 1041 and encodes 346 amino acids. Gene Ontology annotation, molecular function: catalytic activity. Lineage: Eukaryota; Metazoa; Arthropoda; Insecta; Lepidoptera; Noctuidae.
AUGAGACCCGAAGAUAUGCCGAACAAACACGAUCGCGAGACGAACGCGCCCGCUAUGCAAUUUGUCGUCCCCGAGUCUCAAGAUAAAACGGCUCAGAGUCACGAACCCAACCCGAACAUACACGAGCGGCAGCCGAGCGCGUCGCAAGUCGCAGCGGGACCUCAAGGUCAAGCGUCGAACUCGGAUGUCAUAGCCUUGCAAGAGACAUGGCUCCCACCGCAUGAUAUCCCUUGCUUGGGUAGUAUAGACGACAGUUUUGCAUACACCGGCAAGUCAGCAGUGGAUACUUCGGCCGGUAUACUAAGAGGCAGGCCAUAUGGGGGUGUGGCUUUACUUUGGAAGAAGGACGUGUUCCCAAUAGCAACAGUCAUCGAGUACACUCACAAGGACGUAAAGAGAUGUAAAAGUGCGGAGUCGGAUGUCGCUGUCAGGUUCACUAAUAAGCAGGUGAAGAAUGUUAUCCGAGGUAUGGUCAAAGGCAAGUCACCAGGUCAUGAUGGUCUAAGUAUAGAACAUCUAAAGAGUGGAGAUGCCUCGGAUAUAUCAAAUUACAGGCCGAUAUCUUUAGCCACAAUAGUGGCCAAAGUAUUGGACAGUCUGCUUGACCAGCACUUGAAUAAACAUAUCAACCUCCACGACCAACAAUUUGGCUUCCGGACAGGUUUGUCAACAGAGAGUGCUAUCAUGUGCCUCAAGGAGACUGUUCAGUACUACGUGACCAGAAAGACGCCGGUGUAUGCUUGCUUUUUGGACCUUUCAAGGGCGUUCGACCUCGUUUCUUACAGAAAGUUAUGGGAAAAGUUGGAAGAUGAAACGUUUUGUAACCAGGAGGUUGUGUCUUUAUUGAAACAUUGGUACAACAAUCAAACUAAUGUAGUGAAAUGGGCUGGAGCGUCAUCAGCAGUGUACAGGUUGAAUUUUGGAGUGAGACAGGGUGGCCUGACCUCACCCAGACUCUUCAACCUGUAUAUGAACGGACUUAUUGGUGAGCUCAACAGUACCGGCGUCGGAUGUCACAUAGACGGUAAUAAUGAUCACUAA